AUAGCCACGCUAAAAAAUAUUGUUUUUGAUGGAUUCAGAUUAAAAAUAACCAGCCUUCAGUCAGUUUGCAGCAGCUACGGUGUAGCGGCACCCAGAAGUGAACAAAGCGACCCGGAAGCGCUGAACCAAUUGGAGGCAGGCAGAAAGAACAUCAACAUUUUAUAAAGCCAGACAAAAUCUGCAAUCGGGACAUCAGGAUGGCUGAGCCUCGAUUCAACAACCCCUACUUCUGGCCUCCGCCUCCUUCCAUGCCUAGCCAGCUGGAUAACCUGGUGCUCAUCAACAAGAUCAAGGAGCAGCUGAUGGCUGAGAAGAUCCGACCCCUGCACCUGCCGACCAAUUCAGCCCCCUCCCAGCAAACCCUGCUGGUGGCCUCCUCCCCCUUGGACGGGGGGCAGCACAGCAUGCUCAUGCCCAAGUCCCAGCAGGGCCAGCAUCACCCCCAGGGCUCGGUCCAGCAGCCCGACAUCGCCCUGCACGCCCGCACAGCCUCCAGCUCUGUACCAGAAGUGAAUAUGGAUGACAAGUCAGCAGUGAAGGUUAAAGGACUGUGGGAUGAGUGGCACAUGCGACAGAUCGUUGAGCAGCCCUCUAGAGUCAACCAUCGGUCAGUCUUCAUGUGCCCAUACACAGGUCUGGCCCCUAUGUCCCGACCGGACAGCCACAGCACUUCAGAGGCCCUCACCCCCACCUCCAGCAGCCAGAACCGACUGGGAGGGACCCCAUCGGUCAACAUCAUCUCUGGGCUGGCUAGCGGCCCGGGCAUGGAACAGAUGAAGAGCGGGGGCCUGGCUGGACUCCUCGGCCCACCACCCAAGACUCCCCGUGGGCGGAAGAAGAUCAAAGCGGAGAGUGGAGGGCCUCUGCUGGUCGUGCCCUACCCCAUCAUGGCCUCUGGCGCCGACCAGGGCUGUAUCACCUUCCCUGCCAAAGAGGGCAAAACCUACAGAUGCAAAGUGUGUCCGCUCACCUUCAUGUCAAAGUCAGAGAUGCAGAUCCACUCCAAGUCCCACACGGAGGCCAAGCCCCACAAGUGUCCCCACUGCUCCAAGUCCUUUGCCAACGCAUCCUACCUGGCCCAGCACCUCCGCAUCCACCUGGGAAUCAAGCCCUACCACUGCUCCUACUGCGAGAACUCCUUCCGCCAACUCUCGCACCUGCAGCAGCACACCAGAAUCCAUACUGGUGACAGACCCUAUAAAUGCGCGGCCCCUGGAUGUGAAAAGGCCUUUACCCAGCUCUCUAACCUCCAGUCCCACCAGAGGCAGCACAACAAAGACAAGCCGUACAAAUGUCCCAACUGCUACCGUGCCUACUCAGAUUCAGCAUCGUUACAGAUUCACCUGUCAGCGCACGCCAUCAAAAAUGCUAAGGCGUACUGCUGCAACAUGUGUGGCCGGGCAUACACCUCAGAGACCUACCUUAUGAAGCACAUGUCAAAACACACGGUAGUGGAGCACCUAGUGAGCCACCAGUCCCCCCAGAGGACUGAAUCCCCCAGUAUCCCAAUACGAAUCUCUCUCAUCUGAAUUCAGCAUUACUGUAUGUUGGUUGUUGUAUUCUUUUUCUAUGGAAGGCUGACGUUUAGGGGCCCUGCACAUAAGUCCAUUGACCCAAGGCCUACAUAUGCAUCACAUGACACCUGACAUUCAUUUACAAACCCUUGUUCCAUUUUUACACAGAUUGGGUCGGUUAAAAUAAAAACGAGCAUAGCACCUUCUUUGCAAAGGUUUAUGUCAAUGGGAACAAAUGUCGGAUAAUGUCUCGUGUUGGAUACAACUGAGCACUUACAAAGGCUUUAUGCAAACGGUCUUAUGCAUUGGCCCUUAACAUUUUAAUGUUACAAAAACAUUAUUCCAUUACAUUUAUUAUAUAUUUUUUCAAUAUUUUCCCUUAUACCUAAACUAAAUGGAUUCAUAUUUUCUGGGUGUGUUCUGGUGACAUCCAAAGAUCAUUUUAAAGCGCUCUCAGGCCUUGUGGUUUUGGAUCCAAAUGUUUUUCUAUCUUUUCCGAUGGAAAUGCAAAAAGAUUACUUGAGGCAGCUAAGAGUAUUGACUGUGUCUAAUCAAAAGUCUGAUGUUUUUUGGUGAAUUUUUUUUGUUCAAGCAAAGUUUACAGGGUCAGACUUCAAAAGCAGCAUUUUAGAGAAAAGCAAUUGGAACUAUGUAGACAAUUCGGUUGUCAGGUUGUUUCUCGUGGAGGAAUGGUGAAACAGUGCACCAAAAUGUAAAAACAAAAUAAUGAAUGUUUACUGUUUCAUCAAGAUCAGUUCAAUUGUCAUGGUUAAUAUAAUCAAGAUCAUAUGGGUUAUAUGAUCAGACACUAAUUAAAUCAACUGAACUUUUCAGACGUUUUCCUUGUGGCCAGGUAUUACAUAUGUGAGUUAGUGGCUUUGCACCUACGUGAGGCUAGUCAAGAUUCAUUGGGAAAACAAGUUAACAUUAGCUAGUGCGUCAGCUUUAUGGCUUUACUUGGUACUGCCUACACAAAGCUAUCAAGAUGAGCAUUACAAAUGUUAUGAACAGUCAUGUCAGCUUUUGUAAAGUAACUUCUGAUGGUCAUCAUAACAUAACACAAGCUGUUGUUAGCAAAGGUGAUAGAAAAGGAGAGUAAUGCUCUCUGUCAUGAUAGUUCUAAGUCACAACCUCUUAUGUUGACAAGUUGGUAAUGUGGUUAGGUCUAUGUUACUAGAGUAACUACAUUUCUAUUCUGAAUAUAUUUAGAGAAAUAUAUAGCAAACAUACAUUUAUUGGAGGUGAAAUAUUUUGUAUUUUUAUUGACUUCUACUUUGUUAUACUCUCACUGGUGUCACAUUACACUUCACAAUCAUAUCACCAAGUCAAGUUAAAGCUAUUUCCCAGCCUGGUUACAGAGGCCUGUGCUGCUUUUUUGAAGAAAAAAAAGUCAAUUACAUAGUUUAAACAUGACAAUGAUAUUUGAAAGUACAUGGUUGGACCAAAUAGUUAGCCAAUAUUAAACCUAAUCCCAGUACAUUCAGGAUUGUUUUAUCUUGAUUUGUGAAACUAAUUCUCAACAGGUUUACAUUUUAACGUGCAGUCAGUAUGAGUUUGUUCAAACCAUAUAACUUCAUAUGAUGGUAGUGUUACUGCAAGUGUUUCUUUCAUCAUGGUAUGCACACAGUAUUGUUGUAUUUUUACUGUAAUUUUACCUUCUGGUUGCUCUGGAUGGUACUAGUAGCCUGUAUUCUUCAGGUUACUUAGGACAAGGUGCUAAGGCUAGAUGUUUAUUUGAGAUGGAACUGAGAAUAUUGUUAAAUACAUUCAUAGUAUGUUUAAAAAAAAAUACAAUACAAGCCACUGGCCUGGAAAUAAACAUUUAUGCCAACAGACUCUGCCACUUCAAUUUACUCUCUUCCGAGAAAAAAAUUGGUCAAUGUACCGUUUCAUAACGGUUUUGUACAGUUAUGUUUAUGUAUGAACUUACUGUAAUGAUUUGUAUUUCUGAAUAUUGAUACUUUUUAUAAAUAUUCAUGUUUUAUAUCAGUUAUUUACGUAUAAGCCUUAACAAUUGUAUCAUUGAACUACCAUUUUAUUUCCAUAUUCAGUAUUGUGUUCUUCAGUAUUUGGUCUUGUAAACAUUUUGUUAUUUUUCCGGAUGGAAUAUACGAACUGUAAUCUGUAUAUGAAUUAACUGUUAACCUAUAUUCUCUAUGAAAAGAUAGUGCAGAUUUAUUACACAUUUCUUGUCUUGCUUUGUGAUUUCAUAUAAAGUUUCUAAACAACUUAAUAUGCACACACAAGACAGAAGUAAAACUAAGAAGAUCAAUGUUUUAAAAAAUAAAAUAUCUUUACCUUGUUUAAUAAACAGACUGUUAUAAACACA
Molecule: messenger RNA, 3843 nt
Organism: Oncorhynchus masou masou (cherry salmon)
Lineage: Eukaryota; Metazoa; Chordata; Actinopteri; Salmoniformes; Salmonidae
Product: zinc finger protein 362-like
Exons: 9
Coding region: 198-1529 (443 amino acids)
Biological process (GO): regulation of transcription by RNA polymerase II
Molecular function (GO): RNA polymerase II cis-regulatory region sequence-specific DNA binding; DNA-binding transcription factor activity, RNA polymerase II-specific
Source: RefSeq, a predicted model, not a curated record